AUGAUCCCGGUAAAAAGAGAACGACAAACGUCAGAUCCAUUAUCGUACAAUAGCAGUUCGAGUAAUAGUAAGGCAAAUUCAACCCAACCAGGAGUAACCCCAAACCCGGUAAAUAUGGCAACUAGCAAUUCCCAAGCUAAUGUCAGACAGAAAUCCACUUCAGAAGCCAAAAGAAGACGAGUUACUAGAGCAUGUGAUAACUGUCGUCAGAAGAAAGUCAAAUGUGAUGGAAAACAACCUUGUAUUCAUUGCACGGUAUAUUCUUAUAAAUGUAGUUAUGAUCAACCAAAUGUAAGAAAUAAAAGACAUUCAGGCAUUCCAAUACCAGCACAACCAAAUCUAGCAGUAUUACAAGCAGCAGCUGCUGCUUCUGCCGCUGCUUCCUCCACAUCAUCAGCUAUGGCGCCAACAUCAUCAAAUACUGAUUUAUUCCCCAAUACAAAUUUGAUUGUUUGUCAACAAAUUUUCAAUGUAUUACUUCCAAAAUUAAAAUUAAAUUGUUUUGAUCAAAAUAUUCAAUUUGAUUUAGAUAGAUUUCAAAAAGUUGUUACUUAUAUUGAAACAAAAUCACCUUCAUUAGUACGUCAUUUAACAGAAAUUGGUGAAUUAAUGCAUGAUACUGAUACAACAGUUCCAUCUCCAACUCAUUCAGCUUCCACUAUUGAAAGACAAUCUUCUGUUAGUUCAAAUGAUGGACUUUCUGAAUUAUAUUUACCUAGUAAAGAAACUGCAUUACAAUUGAUUUUUACAUGUUGGAAUAAAGCAUGUGUCUUGUUUAGAUUUUAUCAUCGUCCUUCAUUAUUACAAGAAGUUGAUUUAUUAUAUUCCUUAGAUCCACUUAAUUAUGGUGAUAGACAACAAAAAUUCUUACCAUUUUUUUAUUCAAUUUUAGCUUGUGGUUCAUUAUUUUCAAAAUCAAGUUUUACUGAUCCGGGUGUAAAUGAACAUUUAGAAGAUGAUGGAUUUAAAUAUUUUUUAGAAGCAAGAAAAUUGAUUGAUAUUAGUAAUGUUGGGGAUAUUAAUUCAAUUCAAACUAUUGUUAUGAUGAUUAUGUAUUUACAAUGUUCAGCAAGAUUAUCAACUUGUUAUUCAUAUAUUGGUAUUGCAUUAAGAAGUGCAUUAAAGGAAGGAUUACAUAGAAAUUUAUCAAUUUUUCAAAAUUCAAAAAGAAAACUUGAUCCAAUUGAAAUUGAUACUAGAAAAAGAUUAUUUUAUACCAUUUAUAAAAUGGAUAUUUAUAUAAAUUCAUUAUUAGGAUUACCUAGAUCAAUAGAUGAAGAUGAAUUUGAUCAAGAAUUCCCAGAAGAAUUGGAUGAUGAAUAUGUUACUAGAACCGGUUGUUUAUAUGAAAAACAAGAAGGAAGACUUUCAUCUUCAGGUUGUGCCAAUCAUCAUACUAAAUUAAUGUUAAUUUUAUCUCAUAUUGUUAAAAAGUUAUAUCCAAUCAAAGUGAAAUCAAGUAGUGGAGAAGAAUUCGCAUCAAGUUCAGCAACUUAUUCUCCUGAUAAGAUUCAUAAUAAAAUAACUGAAUUAGAAUUAGAAUUAAAAACUUGGUUAGAUAAUUUACCUAUGGAAUUAAAACCAACUGAUCCAAAUUUAGCAAGUCUGAAUGAACAUAUUCCGGAACGAUUUAAAUUAGCGAAUUAUUAUUUACAUUUAGCAUUUUUGAAUUGUCAAAUCAUGUUAUAUCGUCCCUGCAUUCAUUUCAUUAGUGAUAAUGGAAGUUCUGCAACUAGUGCCAGUGAUCCAAGAUCAUUAAUCCGGGGUCGGAAUUGUAUUAAAGUUGCGAGAAUGGUUGUUAAAUUGGCUAACAAGAUGAUUGAUCAGAAUUUAUUGGUUGGAACAUAUUGGUUUUCAAUGUAUACUAUUUUCUUCAGUGUUGCAUGUUUAGUGUAUUAUUAUCAUUUUGCUAAUUAUGGACAGAAUAAAGAUAGUAUGGGAGUUAAUUAUGCUGGGAUUUUAUUUGAUGAUGAUUUAAAUAUAGAUAUGAUCAAAAAAGAUAUUGAAAUUGGGAAAAAGGUUUUAGAUUGUUUGAAGAAUUCAAGUAGAAGUUCUUUAAGAAUUUAUAAUAUUUUGAAUACUUUAUUUGAACAAUUAAAUAGAAGAACUGCUGAUACUUCAAGAUUUCAAAUUCAACAAAAACAAAUCCAACCCCAUCCACCACUUGCUUCAUCCGCUGUAGCAACGGCAGCAGCAUCAGCAGCAGCAGCAACCAAUUUCGAAAAUGAAAAUGUGAAAACCUUAUUCAACAACUUCAACACCAUAAACAACUUCGGAAAUGGCACUACCGCCACCGCCACCACCACUGUCGCCCCUGGUGUUCCUACCGUUCCCAACGCCCCUACUGCCACCGAUAUGGUCUCAUCAACAACCUCAAGUGAUAAAACCCAUCAACCAUAUUCAGCCUACCCGAAAAAACCAACCAUUGCCCAAUUAUUCAACGACACAAAUAUCGCCCAAUUCCAAUCAUCGGCCGAAAUAACCCAAGACCCAACUCAACAACAUGAAACCCCACCAAUGGAACCCACUCCCAUGGAUUUCUCACAGGAUUAUAUUCCUGGGGUGUUUGAUAAAUUGGAUGCGCAGAUUUUUGGUAAGAUAUUGCCUCCGUAUAUGUUGGAAAAAAAUGUUCCCGCUCCAUAUUCCAAUAAUGGUGAUGUGAAUUCGGUGGGGAUGAAUCCUGCGACGUAUAACCUGAGUGGUGGAAGAUUGAUGGCGCCGAGGUCGCCGUUGAGUAAUAUCGUGAGUGGGACUGUUAAUUUGGAUGAUUUUGAUUUUUAUAGUUUUGGUGGUGAUGGACAAGCUGGUGCUGGAAAUGGAAGUGGUAGUGGGAAUGGGAAUUCGGUGGAUUUGGAAUAUUUGGAUCCGUUUAAUUCUCGGAAUGAUCAAAAUUAA
Molecule: messenger RNA, 2895 nt
Organism: Hemisphaericaspora subhashii
Lineage: Eukaryota; Fungi; Ascomycota; Pichiomycetes; Serinales; Debaryomycetaceae
Gene: ASG1
Product: Asg1p
Exons: 1
Coding region: 1-2895 (964 amino acids)
Biological process (GO): DNA-templated transcription; positive regulation of transcription by RNA polymerase II
Cellular component (GO): nucleus
Molecular function (GO): sequence-specific DNA binding; zinc ion binding; DNA-binding transcription factor activity, RNA polymerase II-specific
Source: RefSeq, a predicted model, not a curated record